CCAAUAUCUCUAGAUUUGAGAAUUUGAGCACGAGAGAUAACGGGACUCCUGAGCGUUGGUUUCGCAACUGAUAAGUUCAGCGUGCGUGCGCGCAUUUGCAAACAAACACCGCUGCCGCUGGCAUGGAAGAAACUAGUUUCCGUUGCGUUUUCCUCUUGGGUGCAAGGUCUACUGCUGCGGCAAGGAAAAUGAGCACGCUAUCUUAGAUGAUCGGAUCAGACAAGAACCCGUGUUUGUUGGCCGCGCAACGAGCGGAGAGAGGUGCACGUAACCGCGGUGUCGUCGCUGGUAUGCCGUGGGGGUUUGUUGCCCGCGGGUAGCAUUUUUCCCCGAGGAGGAAAUGCCCAGGUGAGCGGCUGCUGCUGCUGCAACCCAGGUGGUUGCCGGCGGCGGUCGCCGUUGCUUAACCGAGGCACCGCCGCGGCGUCCAGCCGAUCCCCAUGGAGGCGCUGAGUUUGCUGCACUGGGUCUCGGACAUCGACUACUUCAACUGGCUCGUCUGGCUCUUCACACCUGUAGCAGUGGCCUUCUUGCUCCCGACGCUCGUCAUCUUGCUGCUGUACAUUUCCAUACUCUUCCUGCACAUCUACCGCUACCGACGUCCUCUGCGAGACGCAUACGCCCGCCACUUUUGGGACGGCGCGCGGUACACCCUGGCGCUCCUGUGGUCGGGCCACGGCCGCGUCUGGCACGGUUAUGAGGUCCAAGGAAUGGAGAACAUCCCAGACACUGGUGGAGCACUGAUCGUCUACUACCAUGGCGCAUUGCCCCUCGACUAUUACUACCUUCUGGCCAGCUGCCUGUUACACAAGCGUCGCCUCAUCAGGGCUGUUGGCGACCGCUUCUUGUUCAUGGUGCCAGGGUUCAAGAUCUUGACCGAGGUGUUCAAAGUGAGCCCAGGCACCGUGCAGAGUUGUGCCCAGGUUAUGCGAGAUGGCAACCUGCUUGCCAUUGCCCCCGGUGGUGUGCUCGAGGCACAGUUUGGAGACGAGCGGUACCGCCUGCUCUGGAAGAAACGGCUGGGAUUCGCCAAGGCGGCCAUUGAGGCUCAAGUGCCCAUCGUGCCCGUCUUCACAGAGAACAUCCGUGAAGCUUUCCGGACAGUUGCCUUUGGCCGCGGUCUGUUCAAGAGGCUGUAUGACAAGACAAGGCUUCCCAUUGUACCAAUAUACGGAGGGUUCCCCGUCAAAUUGAGGACCAUCAUUGGGCCUCCCAUUCCAUUUGACCCGAACGUGUCUCCCCAGGAGCUCGCCCACAAGGCAGCCAGUGCCGUGGAGGCCCUCAUACAGCAGCACCAGGAGAUACCAGGCAGCAUAGUGCGGGCCCUGGCACAGCGCUUCAACAGGACCUGAGGGCACACAUAAUGCAUGUGGCGGCAGCAGCCAGAGACAGUCCAGAGCUACCGCGGCGUGGGCUUUCGUCGAAUGGCCUUGCGAAUGCGACGCUGCUGCGUAGUGCCGCUGCUGCCACUGGUGGCGUUGAACGGGUUCUCGGAAUCCGGCCUGCAUGGGCCAGGGACCAACCAACACACAACAUCGUCAACGAAGAUACACUCCAGUUUUAGGGAGGCAGCGCUAAUGCUGCCUGAUAGGAAGAUGCGGCAAGUGGGUCGGGCCUGCUGCUCUCCCUAGUCUGCAUGCCAAGCUCGGGCAAUGAGUGCAAGCCCUACGAACAAUGCGGAAAGCUCUAAAGAGGUACAUCGAAAGCACUAUCUUCUUAAGUUUUCCUAGGCAAUGUAUUGUACACUCUGAGAAAAGCAGUUCUGAUAGCCAGCGAGCACAGUCCACUCAUGAAUGUGGAGCAUUCAAUAAAACAUCCAGCUCGCAUUCAGUGAUUUUCUGUCUGCUACACUGUCUGCUACGUAACUUAGUGUGCCGAGUGAGUCUGACGUGUGGUAAGGGUAGCACUGUACAAUGCCACAGUGUCCAGGGCAUCCAAGUAAGGCAGAAGUUCAGGAGAAGAUGAAAGCUUGAAGAGAUGAAAAAUUCUUGAACACGGGGUGUCGCUGGAGCCAACAUUUCGACAAGUGGUCUUUUCAACAGGCAGCCUUGAAGAAGACAAGACCACCUGCUGAAAUGUUGGCUCCAGCAACACCUAGUGUUCAAAAAUUUUUCAGUGUCUAGGUAGUCACGGAACCUCCUGCCAUACUUGUUCCCACGUAUAAACCUGUGAUAGCUCAUGUAAUGAAAAUAAAGGUUCACACAGUUUGUGGAG
Rhipicephalus sanguineus (brown dog tick) is the source of this 2214-nucleotide messenger RNA. RefSeq names its product transmembrane protein 68. Gene Ontology annotation, cellular component: membrane. Gene Ontology annotation, molecular function: acyltransferase activity. The coding region runs from base 441 to 1352 and encodes 303 amino acids. NCBI's taxonomy places the organism in Eukaryota, Metazoa, Arthropoda, Arachnida, Ixodida, Ixodidae. The record is from RefSeq and is a predicted model, not a curated record. The transcript is spliced from 7 exons.